AUGUCUGUUCUUUGUAUUGAGAGACUUGGCCAUCUCAUCACCAAUGAGUGUACUAAGCGCAAGUGGAAGCCCUUGAUUAUGAAUCGAAAUUGUCCACCUUUGUCUUAUUUAUUCUUUGCGGACGACUUACUCCUGUUUUAUGAAGCUUCUAUUAAUCAAGCGGAGGUUGUGAAUAAGCUAUCGGAGGAUCUAUUGCAGCCAAGCUCAGUUUUUGACACUACGUUUGACUUGGGAAGUUAUCUGGGAAUUCCUUUACUGCACGGCAGAUUGACUAAGAAGCAUACGAAAGGUAUUAUGUUGCGUAUUAAUUCCAGAUUGUCUAACUGGAAAGUGAAGCCGUUGAAUAUGGCGGGCAGGGCUACAAUAGCUAAGUCAGUUAUGGCUGCAAUUCCCCUUUACUCUAUGCAAACUCUGGCACUUCCGAAAGGGAAUUGUGAUGAAAUAGAGCGUUUAUGCAGGAAGUUCUUAUGGGGUACCUCUGAGGAAGGGAGAAAGAUUGGAUGGCAUAUUCUUACUAGUAAGGAUAAGUUUUUGGUGGAUAUCCUUAGAGCUAAAUGGGCUCUUGGUGACGGGUCGAAAAUCCGUUUUUGGAUGGACCCGUGGCUUGGUGAUAAAUUAUCCCUUUAUCAGGUUGCUAUAGGUCAUGUUCCUGAGGCUGGGAUGGAUUUAAAAGUGAAUGCUUUUGUUGACAAUAAUGGUGAUUGGUGGUGGGAGAAGUUCUCUAAUCGCUUGCCAAAUACUUGGAUUAUCAAAACUGCCAGUUUUAUACCGCCUAAGCAUAAUUAUAGGGAAGAUCGUAUGUUCUUUUCCUUAGAUUUUAAGGACUGGAUUUUCCGCAAUCUUUCAGGCAAGGAUAAUUUCAGUAAUAAGGCAGACUGGAAUUGCAUAUUUGGGAUAGCUCUAUGGAGGAUUUGGCAAUGGCGGAACAGUACAGUUAUAGGUAACCAGAGAACAGCGGUUAGCCAAGUGGUUAAUGAUAUUUAUCAGCGGGCUGAGUACACUAGUCGGGCUAUUUCGAAUAGGCAUAUUUUGACAGAUGUUGGUGGCGAGAGGCGGGAUAUUCAAAUCUGUUCGCUUUGUCCUCCUGAACUUUGGACAAAAGUUAACAAUGGUGGUGCUUUUAAUUCAGUUACUGGUGUGGCUAAAGCAGGUGGGAUCAUUAGAGAUGAUUUGGGGAGAUGGAUCGCUAGUUUCUCGGCAACUCUGGGCGAUGGUUCAGUGCUUCAUGCAGAAUACUUUAGUUUUUUUCUUGGGCUCCAAUUAGCUUGGAAGAAGGGGUUGCAAAAGAUCAUCCUUGAGUUUGUGGAUAAGAUUUCGAGCAACAAGGAUGCAACGGAAUUUUCGAAUAUUGUCUCUACUAUUCGAGAGUUCAUAAACAGAAGUUGGAGUGAUAAGGUGUGCCAUAUCUACAGGGAAGCUAAUUUUGCAGCGGACCAUCUCGCUUCGAUAAGCCAUGAUUAUCUUAUUGGAUGUUGUUAUCAUGAUAACCCACCUCCUAGUCUUUUGCCUUGGAUCUCGUAUGCUCUAUAUGGUACUUCGUAUGUUAAGAAUAUUAGUUCCUCGUUUGUUUUAGGUUUUGCCUCUUUUCCUUGCACCAAAAAAAAGAAACUUGCUUCCGCCACUGCUGAGAGUUAA
Messenger RNA from Mercurialis annua (annual mercury), 1635 nucleotides. RefSeq lists its product as uncharacterized. Gene Ontology annotation, molecular function: nucleic acid binding; RNA-DNA hybrid ribonuclease activity. The record is from RefSeq and is a predicted model, not a curated record. The transcript is spliced from 5 exons. NCBI's taxonomy places the organism in Eukaryota, Viridiplantae, Streptophyta, Magnoliopsida, Malpighiales, Euphorbiaceae. Bases 1 to 1635 code for a protein of 544 amino acids.